This is a messenger RNA of Lactuca virosa, 240 nucleotides long. The record is from the annotation of a GenBank genome assembly. NCBI's taxonomy places the organism in Eukaryota, Viridiplantae, Streptophyta, Magnoliopsida, Asterales, Asteraceae.
AUGAAGUGUUUAUUAUAUAUACUAUCAAUUCCUAAAACCUUCGCUGCUACAGUGAAGUUUCCUCUCUUUCUUAUUUGCACACGAAAGUCUUCUCCUUUCUUAUUUUGCCACUCUUCUUUUCCUUCGUGCUUAUCUUCUUCUCCUCUGCGUCGGUUGACGCCUUUUUCCUCCAAUAAGGUGUUUGACGGGAUGAGAAAGCAGGAACAGGUAUGUGUGUUCGUGAUUAUUAGAGAAAUUUGA